CAGUAUCAGUCGUAUAUUUGAAAGCAUCGAGUUGCCAUCACCAGUAUCAGUACAGUCAUGCAUCGAUUGAAAUUACAUUCCUCUUUGAUUCCCGCGCAAGUAUCCCUCGAUUGACCAACAUGACUGCUACAACUAACACUGCUGCAUGGCUCAUGGCAGCCGCACACCCCUUUGCCGUCAAAUCAGCUCCCACCUGGAAGCCCGAAGAAAACGAGAUUCUCACCCGAAAUCAUGCCGUGGCAAUCAACCCCAUCGACGGCAGUCUCCAGACAAAAGCCUGGAUGCCCAUGGGCUACCCCACGAUCCUAGGGGAGGAUGUAGCGGGAGAGGUGAUUGCAGUCGGUCCAAAUGUGACGCGUUUUAAGCCCGGAGAUCGUGUGCUCGGCCAUGCCCUGGGAUUCCUUACAGGUCGCGAUCAAGAUGGCGCUUUUCAGGCCCAUACGACUCUGCGGGUUAAUAUGGCGAGCAAGAUUCCUGAUCGUAUUUCCUAUGAAAAAGCCGUCGUCAUUCCGUUGACUUUUUCAACUGCAUCUGCGGGGCUUUUUCAGGAAGAGUACUUGAAGUUGAAUCUACCUACUGAACCUCGUGCCCAGCCUACCGGAAAGACAAUUUUGAUCUGGGGCGGUGCAUCAAGCGUGGGCAGCAAUGCCAUCCAGCUUGCCGUGGCUGCAGGAUGCGACGUCAUCACUACCGCAUCGCAAAAGAACUUUGAUUAUGUGAAGAAUCUCGGGGCCAGCCAGGUAUUCGAUUAUCGCAGUCCAACCACUACCGAAGCUCUCAUUCAGGCCAUGCAAGACAAGACUAUCGCCGGUGCCAUGGACUGCAUCGGGUCUUCUGCUACCCAGGCCUGUAUCGAUGUGAUGAAACAAUGUGACGGAAACAGAUUUGUGGUGACGGUAAAUUCUGGUUUCCAGACUGUGCAAGAUAUUGUCACCGUGAAGGGAGUUAUGGGUGCGUCGAUCAAGGAUAACUUUGUCAGCAAAGCUGUGUAUGAGGAUUUUCUACCAAGGGCGCUGGAGGAAGGGACAUUCAAGCCGUCUCCUGAACCGGUGAUUGUAGGCAACGGAUUGGAGAUUGUACAGGAAGCGCUGGAUUUGCAUGGUAAAGGUGGGAUUUCUGCUCGGAAGUUGGUUGUACUGUUGGAAUAGUAGAGAUAAAGUCCAAAUCAUU
Molecule: messenger RNA, 1170 nt
Organism: Aspergillus wentii DTO 134E9
Lineage: Eukaryota; Fungi; Ascomycota; Eurotiomycetes; Eurotiales; Aspergillaceae
Product: zinc-binding alcohol dehydrogenase family protein
Exons: 1
Coding region: 120-1148 (342 amino acids)
Molecular function (GO): oxidoreductase activity, acting on NAD(P)H
Source: RefSeq, a predicted model, not a curated record